UUCGAGAUGGGGUCACGAGAAGUAGUAAUGCGGGAUCUGAUACAUCCAAAACGCCUCAAAAUUAUACUGGCACCAUUUUCAAACUGUGGGAAGAAAUUGAUACAUUAUUCAACGAGAAAAAGCGUGUCGAAAAGCGGUCCAUGGCAAGGCUAUACCCCAAGGUAGCUGAAGAAAUCCGAACCCUUGUUAUCAAUCAUAAGAGGGGGGUAGCAAUCAGUGAUGCCACCAUUAGGAAUUUUCAUAAAAAAACGACUAAAAACCCGAAAGAAGAGACAUUGGACGCAUUAAAGUUAUGGGUAUCGAAACAGAAUGGGGUGAUAGAUACUGAACCGGAAAGUGAGGAGGGAGAAAAUAGUGAUAGUGAUGGACCUAGUGGGACGAGAGAAUAG
Ambispora gerdemannii is the source of this 389-nucleotide messenger RNA. NCBI's taxonomy places the organism in Eukaryota, Fungi, Glomeromycota, Glomeromycetes, Archaeosporales, Ambisporaceae. The record is from the annotation of a GenBank genome assembly.